UUCCACCAUUUCAGCAUCCUUCCGUCAACAGGGGAACGAUCCAAAAGUGAGAUUCACUUGGUAUGCGCAUGGCUUGUACAACUUUUGGUAUAGUCCAGAACUAACCACAGACGAUACCGAAUACUGGGAAACCUACGAUUUCGGGCUUGAUGAUACCAAACUGGAGAUCGAUACGACAGCACUGAAGUUUGGUCCCUUCAGUCUGGAAGAGGACAGUGAACUGUUGGAAAGGCCUGUGAAACUCGUCGCAUUUAGUUCCGGUCAGCAGCCUGAAAGCGCUAAGGACGAGUAUAUCCGUUUGUGGUGCAUGAAUGAGCUUCACAAUGCACGAAACUUCUACCCUUUUGAAGUCACGCCUUACCUAUCGUCCGAGGAAAAACAAAGGUUCAAUUUCUUGUCCGAUAAGCUGCCUUCCUCAGACGUCCAACGCUGGAGUUCAUUAGCUGAACUGCACGUGCGCAGACGAUUGUUCAAAUGUUGCUGCGAUGCAUGCCAUUCCCUCGUUGCCGAUGUUCUUCACCGUUGUAUAGACUGCGAGUCCAAUGAAUAUGAUCUAUGUGCAGAAUGUGAAUCUAUGCCGGUUUCGAAUCACGAGUACUCAUCCAAUCACAAGUCGACACACAACAUGCUUGUUUUCCGCAUGUCGCUACCGCACGUUCGCUACAAGCGGGUCCAGUGGCACGCCAGGAACUUCUUGUCCACUUAUUUGCCCGAUGCAGCACCACCAGAAGGAUCAUUGACUGCGCGAGAAGACGAAUCUCGGACGCAAUCAGGUGGAAUAGAUCUUCCGCAUUCGACAGAAACCACUCAAGAUCAAGCAGAUGUUUCCGCCUCUCUCGAUUUGCUGAGCAGAAACUCAGGAGCGGCAUUCAUGGGGAUAGCUGAAACCUCAGUUGCGAAUAGGGUUGUCUAUACUUGUGCUGAAUGUAGCGUCAAACUCAAGGGCGUUUUUUAUGUAUGCCUUACCUGCGGAGAACUCCCGACCGCCAUUGCCAUUGCCCUAUGUGGCAAUUGCGCAUUCCACGAUGUAUUCAACGUGGUCACAGCGCACUACCCUCACAAACAUUGGCUGGUCAAGGUUAAAGACACGGUUCAAAACGUAGGUGGAACGUCAGACGAACCUUUCGAUAACUCGGAUGAGACAAGUUCGCUUCCCGUUCAAGCCGACAAUCUGGCUGCAAUGGUGGAAGCUCGCUUUGCCGAGCAGGAUCGCCGUCUUAGUGAAAUUGCUACGCAGGUUGAUCACCUCGUGCGUAGUCUAGCUGAUUUUACGGAGAAAGCACAGUCCAUCUCCGUUUGAUUGACUCAUAAAUUGUCAUUUUUGAUUCUCGUGUAUAUUAUGUCUCUGUAGCCUUGUGUAGAUCUGCGCCAACUUACCAUGUCCUUCGCACAUGAACAUGCUGUCCAUUGACGUCGAGUAGCCUUCAUCAUGUAGAUGAGUACAAGGUUGUGGGUGUGCAAUGUGCAUGACAUGCACAUAAGUAUGGGGCAAGGACUACCGGGGGAAUGAUUCGAGUGGUCCUGGGGUAGCCGCAUAGAUGGUAUACAGUACUAGUGUGAAUACUGCAUGCUCACAUCACACU
Suillus paluster is the source of this 1583-nucleotide messenger RNA. RefSeq lists its product as uncharacterized. NCBI's taxonomy places the organism in Eukaryota, Fungi, Basidiomycota, Agaricomycetes, Boletales, Suillaceae. The record is from RefSeq and is a predicted model, not a curated record. Bases 308 to 1300 code for a protein of 330 amino acids. The transcript is spliced from 5 exons.